GUCCGGCAAACUACAUCAGGUACAUGGCUACCAGCGUCCUCGGCAAGGUUCUCUCAGGAGCAGCUCCAGCAGAAGCAUGCCCAGGAGCAGCUCCAGGGCGCCGCGGCAACUACGGCCGCAACCACAUCGGCAACACCAUGCACACCGCCGUGCCGCCCCCAGCCGUGUUCUCCAUCAACGGUGCCGCCAGCACAGCGCACACCAGCCGCACCAGCGUGUUCGACGACUCCAGUGGCACCGAUACCUAUGACAGGGCAUCCGACCCCAAUGGUGGCACCGGUUCCUGUUCCAAUGCCGCCCACCAAGGAACAGGAGGUCUCACCUGGAGAGGUCAAAACAGAGGCGACAUCAAGUACGAGAAGCAGGACUCACCGAAUUCCAUUGCACCAGAACUGCUGGCCCCCAUCGAGCCGUUCGUCUUUGGCAAUAUCCAGGAGCACCCGAACGUACAGCAGCCAGUGCACAGUGUCAUCAUGCCGUCUACACAGCCGAUGGAAGCAACUGCGCAGCCCAAGGACGAACCGACUGCACCGAUCCCAGUGCCGUCGCAGAGCCCCAUGUCGAGGACGCAGAUCAACCAGGUUGCCCAGCAGAUCGACGAGGCAGUCAUCGAGGCCGAAAUCCAGGAGAUCGAACAGGCGUGCGGACAGGAACCAGACAUGCCAGAGGCGGCGACCGGCCCAUCAGCUGCCUGGGACGAGCGCAGUCCUCCCCGCAAGGAGGCGCGCUCGGAGAAAG
Molecule: messenger RNA, 738 nt
Organism: Prorocentrum cordatum
Lineage: Eukaryota; Dinophyceae; Prorocentrales; Prorocentraceae
Source: the annotation of a GenBank genome assembly